Molecule: messenger RNA, 1269 nt
Organism: Linnemannia hyalina
Lineage: Eukaryota; Fungi; Mortierellomycota; Mortierellomycetes; Mortierellales; Mortierellaceae
Source: the annotation of a GenBank genome assembly
AUGAUCUCCACAGCCAACGGCUCGUUCUCGGCCUUUAGGAACAAUUACCUUGCCGUCUACCUCACCGUCAUGAUGAGCGACUGGUUGCAGGGUCCUUACUUGUACGCAUUAUACCAAUCGUACAACUUUUCGAUGUACGACAUUGCGGUCCUGUUCAUCACUGGGUUUGUCUCGGGAGCCGUCUUUGGAACCGUCAUAGCCAACACCGCCGACGUCUGGGGUCGCAAGAAGAUGGCUUUGUUGUUCUGUUUGACUUCGUCGACCGCCAGUUUGAUCCGUCUGUCGAGCAACUACCACUACCUCGUUGUCUCUCACUUGUUGUCCGGUCUCUCGACUGCUCUCUUGUACUGCGUCUUUGAGGCCUGGUACAUCUCCCAGCACCAGCGCAAGGGAUUUGCGCCAGCAUUGAUUGGAGCAACAUUCAGUACGGCGAUUUUCCUCAACGGAUUGGUAGCGAUUUUGGCUGGAAUUGUUUCGAACGUUGCUGUGGAAUGGUCUGGUUCGAUGGCGGCGCCCUUUGUUAUCAGUGCUGGAACUCUUGUCGUUGCUGGAGUGUUGAUCUCGACCUCGUGGGAGGAGAACUAUGGCGAGUCCAAGACGAACGCCUCAGGAUCUGUCCUCAAGACCAUGCUCGAGGGUCUCGUCGUUCUCAAGAGCGAUGUCAAUAUCCUGUCGUUGGGAAUGGCUCAGACGGUGUUUGAGUGCUGCAUGUACACUUUCGUGCUGUUGUAUACUCCCGCCUUGGAGGCUUCGAUCAAAGCCUCGGGCAGCAUGGAGUCGCUCUUGCCUCUCGGAUACCUGUUCUCGGGCAUGAUGUUCUGCAGUAUGAUGGGUUCGGUCGCCUUCAAGAUCCUCUCGAGCCGCGGUGUCAAGACCGACAACCUCCUCUCGCUCGCUCUCUUUGUCGCCGGCGCCUCGUUCUGCUUCAUUGUCCUCAACACCGCCAACACCUCCUACACCGUCUUGGCGUUUUUGUUGUUUGAGUUCACCACAGGAAUGUACUUCCCCUCGAUCGGCACCCUCAGAGCUCAGGCUAUCCCUGAACAGAACCGGACAGGAGUGAUGGCUUUCCUCAGAGUGCCCAUGAACUUCGCGGUCAUUGCUAUCAUGUUGAGAGUCGAUACUAUGCCCGUGACAGAGAUCUUCCAGAUCUGUGCGCUGUUGAACUUUGUUGGUGGAUUGGUUAUCCUCUGGAGGACUUUGGACCCUGCUCGUGGUGCCGGUGGAUAUACUGCCGCCCAGACUGUUGAUGAGGCCCACGAGUUGUAA